This is a messenger RNA of Selaginella moellendorffii, 1614 nucleotides long. Its product is annotated as pentatricopeptide repeat-containing protein At4g02750. The transcript has a single exon. NCBI's taxonomy places the organism in Eukaryota, Viridiplantae, Streptophyta, Lycopodiopsida, Selaginellales, Selaginellaceae. The record is from RefSeq and is a predicted model, not a curated record. Gene Ontology annotation, molecular function: protein binding. The coding region runs from base 1 to 1614 and encodes 537 amino acids.
AUGCCGGCGGUCUUGGAUCUUUCCCUGGACGCAUCCGAGAGAGAGCUCGCCGAUCGCCUCAGAAGCGCCAAGAACACCGCGCAAUGUCAGCUCCUCCAUGCCCAGAUCCUCGCGAGCCGGCGCCACCGUGACAGCCUCUUCCUCGCGAAUGCGCUCAUCCAGAUCUACGGCAGAUGUAACGAGGCCGGAGAAUCAAAGCGCGUCUUCGAUGGAAUGGAACGCCAUUGCUUCCUCACCUGGAAGCUCCUCCUCCAGGCAUAUGCCUUAAAGGGGCAUCUGGAAGAUGCCAAGCGAACAUUCGAAGCCAUGCCCGAGAGAGAUGCCGUGUGCCACAACAUCAUGAUCACGGCCUAUGGAAGAGCCGGCCAGCUGGAGCGCGCCAAGCGUAUGUUUGACACGUCGGUGGAGUGGAGCAUCGUGACGUGGAAUGCCCUACUGGCAGCAUAUACCGAGAACCGGCAUUUUGACCAGGCGGUGGAAAUAUACCGGAUUAUGCCCGCCGUGAGCAUCGUCUCCGCGAACACGAUGAUGCAUGGCUAUGCCCUAGAGGGCCGGAUCGAGGACGCUGCCGCGAUCUUUGAUCGAAUGCCGGAGAUCAGCAUGGUUUCGUGGACGGAGCUCCUCGCACUCCAUGCCCAGAGGGGAAAUUUGCGGCGGGCGAGGAAGAUCUUUGCACAGGUGCCCGAGUUGAAUGUAGUGAUGGCCACGGCGAUGAUCCAGGCGUGCGCGCAAAGCGGGGAAUUGCGGCGAGCAGUGGCGAUCUUUGAGAGGAUGGGCGAGAGGAAUCUUGUGGCGUGGACGGCGAUGGUGUGCGCAUUCGUCCAGGGCGGGGAUUUGGCGUCGGCGAAAGCGCUGUUCGAUUCAAUGCCGGAGCACGACACCGCCUCGUGCAAUGCGAUGCUCCAGGCGCUAGUUUCCCUGGGAUUUCUCGAGGAAUGCAAGGGAAUGUUUGAUUCCAUGGUCGAUCGAAACGAAAUCUCGUGGGCAGUGAUGCUCGAGGCGUAUGCCCAGACAGGGGAUCUCCAGCAGGCGAAGCAACUCUUCGAUUCCAUGCCCGAUCAAACGCUAGUGGCACGGACCGCGAUAAUGGGUCUCUUUGCAGAGAAGGGACACUUGCGCCUGGCAAAGAAGAUCUUUGACACGAUGUUCUUGCGGGACACGAUCGCUUGGAAUGCUAUGGUAGCUGCAAAUGCCCGGAGCGGGCAUGCUACCGCAUCGCUGGAUCUCUUCCACCGCAUGGCCGUGGAGGGCUAUAACCGCGAGGAGCUCGCGUUCGUCAGCGUUCUUGCGUCGUGCGCGCAAAUGGGCGCGCUGGAGCGCGCUCGGGGCUACUUUGUGUCGAUGGAAUUCGACCACGGUCAAGCGCCUGAGCUGGAGCACUACUCGUGCAUUGUGGAUGUGCUCGCGAGGCUGGGCUACCUCCGCCAGGCGCGAGAGCUCCUCUCCACCAUGCCCUUCGUGCCCAACGAUUCGAGUUACAAGGCGGUGCUCAGCGCUUGCCGGAUCCAACAUAACGUCCGCCACGCGUCUGGGAUCCUGCGCGAGUGCCACACCAACCACUGGGACACGGCGGCGCCGCUCGUCCUCUUCUCCAACGCCGCCAGGAGCGAUUAA